This is a messenger RNA of Rhea pennata, 2307 nucleotides long. RefSeq names its product eukaryotic elongation factor, selenocysteine-tRNA specific (gene EEFSEC). The record is from RefSeq and is a predicted model, not a curated record. The transcript is spliced from 7 exons. Gene Ontology annotation, biological process: selenocysteine incorporation. Gene Ontology annotation, molecular function: GTP binding; GTPase activity; translation elongation factor activity. The coding region runs from base 12 to 1748 and encodes 578 amino acids. NCBI's taxonomy places the organism in Eukaryota, Metazoa, Chordata, Aves, Rheiformes, Rheidae.
GCAGCGCCGCCAUGGCCGCCGGGCCCGCGGCGCCCCGCCGCCUCAACGUGAACGUGGGCGUCCUGGGCCACAUCGACAGCGGCAAGACGGCGCUGGCGCGGGCGCUGAGCACCACCGGCUCCACCGCCGCCUUCGACCGGGCGCCGCAGAGCCGCGCGCGGGGCAUCACGCUGGACCUGGGCUUCUCGUGCCUGCGCACGGCGCUGCCGCCGCAGCUGGGCCCGGGGCCCGGCGAGCUCCAGUUCACGCUGGUCGACUGCCCCGGGCACGCCUCCCUCAUCCGCACCAUCAUCGGCGGUGCCCAGAUUAUUGAUUUGAUGAUGCUUGUAAUAGACGUGACAAAAGGGAUGCAGACGCAGUCGGCAGAGUGCCUGGUAAUUGGGCAAAUUGCCUGUCAGAAGAUGGUGGUAGUUCUGAACAAAAUAGAUCUCCUUCCAGAGGGCAAGAGGCAAAGUGCCAUUGAGAAGAUGACUAAGAAAAUGCAGAAGACAUUGGAAAAUACAAAGUUCUGUGGGUGUCCUAUUGUUGCUGUUGCAGCAAAGCCUGGUGGACCGGAAGCCCCGGAGUCUGAGACUCCACUAGGUGUUUCUGAAUUAAUUGAGGUCCUCAAGUCUCAGGCUUACCUGCCGUCAAGAGACCCCUCAGGACACUUCCUUAUGGCAAUCGACCACUGUUUCUCUAUCAAGGGUCAAGGCACGGUGAUGACAGGGACUAUUCUUUCUGGCUCGGUUAGCCUUGGUGACAGUGUGGAGAUUCCUGCCCUGAAGGUGACAAAGAAAGUCAAGUCUAUGCAAAUGUUCCAUACUCCUGUGACUUAUGCUAUGCAGGGUGACAGAGUAGGCAUCUGUGUGACCCAAUUUGAUCCCAAACUGCUGGAACGAGGUCUAAUUUGCACUCCAGAAUCACUUCACACUAUCCAUGCUGCUAUCAUUUCUCUGAAAAAAAUCCAGUAUUUUCGAGGAGCUCUUCAGACAAAGGCUAAGUUUCAUAUCACAGUUGGUCAUGAAACAGUCAUGGGAAGAGUGAUGUUUUUCAGUCCAGCCCCUGCUGACUUCAAUGAAGAAAUUCAAGAAAAUGUUUUUAAUUUUGAAAAAGAUUAUCUUUAUCAAGAGGAAUACUUGUCAAAGGACUCAAAGACUUCAGAGGAGAACAAAGAAAAUGAUCAGUCAGAAGUCCAGCUCCCAAGGCAACAGUGGGUCCUGCUAGAGUUUGAAAAACCAGUCACUUGUCCUAAACUGUGCCUUGUGAUCGGCUCCAAGCUGGAUACGGAUAUUCAUGCGAAUACCUGCAGACUGGCAUUUCAUGGGGUACUGCUUCAAGGUAUGGAAGACAAGAACUAUGCAGAGACUUUCCUUCCAAAGCUGAAAGUGUACAAACUGAAGCACAAAGAAGGACAAGUGGAAAGGGUGAUAGAUGAUUACAGUGUGAUUGGUCGUUCAUUGUUUAAAAAGGAAACGAACAUCCAAAUUUUUGUGGGUCUAAAAGUCCGACUAUCUACAGGAGAAGAUGGAGUAAUAGAAGGUGGCUUUGGACAAAGUGGCAAAUUUAAAAUCCGAAUUCCAGAUGGAUUAAGGCCAGAUACCAAGAUGCUUCUCACUGUUGCCUCCAAGAAGAAGCCUAAGGCAAGCAAGGGUGAUACAGCCAAAGAGGAUGAAAGCAACAAGAGUGAUUUGGCCCAACCAGUUGCCAUCACUCUUCUCUUUAAAAGAUAUGUCUUUGAUACACAGAAGAAAAUGAUGCAAUCUUGAGAAAGCAGGUCUUCCCUCACACCUGGAAGACCAGACUCUGAAAUGAAUUCAGGUGGAAUGUAUUUCUUGUCAGAAUGCAUUUGACUUUCCUUACCGAUAGAGCCUGGAAGCUCCUGCUCAAUAUAUGCCCCCUUCCAGAAUCCCUGUAGCCUAGUUUUGUUCUGCUUAUUUUAUGUCUUUGCAAUUUGAACCUUUGUAGCCUUUCAGAGAACAUCACCUACUGAACAAGAAGUUUUGAGUGUACAUUUUAAUAGCAGUGUUUUCCUGGAGAAUUGUUUAAAAGUUUCUUUAAAUGUUUGCUACCAGCAUAAUCUAAAUGCAGUCAAGAUGUGAAUUUUAUGCGACUCACAAAAGAAAACUGAUUAGUCUAGGUUUGCUUCCCCAAGCAAAGCGAGAGACAGAAAGAACACAACGUAGUAGGUGAAACCUAAAAUGGAUGUUUCACGUUCCUUCAGCUGCAACUAUGUAAGAUGCUAUCUGAGAGAUGGUAUGGAUUUUUUUUAUAAGUAUGAUUUAUAUCUUGAAAUGUUUUUCAUAUUAAACAUGAUGAUGCAUGUAA